AUGGCGUAUAGUUCCACCCAGGCUUCCGGGCUGGCCGACACUGAACGCAACCUCCAGUCGAUUUUCAUGCGGCACGUUCGCCAGGAUGACAUGAUCCCUGACAGGCCGGUUCGGUCGAGUAUACACCCAGGACGAGGUGCUUCAGCGUCAUGCCAACCCCCGAUUCAGUACUUGAAAAGCCGACGCCUUCCGCGACCAUUCUAUAACAAGUUCCUCCGCCCCUCAGCCGAUCUGGCAAUUUCAAAAAGGCUUCGGCUGCACAUUGAUUGCAACCCAGAGAAAAACGCACUCAUUUAUCCUUACUUCAACGGCACGCUUCUCGACCUGGUCAGACACGACUCAGGCCUCGCAAGCACGCCACGGGUGAAGAUACUACGCCACAUCGCGGAGGCGAUUCAGGAGCUUCACGCCAAAGACUGA
Messenger RNA from Verticillium dahliae VdLs.17, 420 nucleotides. RefSeq lists its product as uncharacterized. Lineage: Eukaryota; Fungi; Ascomycota; Sordariomycetes; Glomerellales; Plectosphaerellaceae. The record is from RefSeq and is a predicted model, not a curated record. The transcript has 2 exons. Bases 1 to 420 code for a protein of 139 amino acids.